UAAGGCCAUAAUCGGAUACACUUUUAAGCUUAUCAGCUAAAAGACCCGAAACAAGGAAACCUUAGAGGGUUUUCUGAAGUUUGAUUGACUGGAAUCAAAUCAAAUUCGUCGAGGGAGGGAAGGAAGAUGGCGGACGACGACCAUUUACCUCCCCAGAUCAGGCUCGUCAAUUUCGUCUCUGAAGAACAGUUGGAAGAAGCCAGGAGAAGUAGGGGGUCUCGCAUCGACGAUGGAACUGCCCAGAGAGAUAGGUCCCUGUACGAGAUCCUCAAGGAGAAUAAAGACAGAAAAGAUGCAGAAUUCAAUGAGCGUUUCAAGCAUAGACCUCCCAAAGCAUUGGAUGAAGAUGAGACUGAGUUUCUUGAUAAAUUAGAGAUGUCAAGGAGAGAAUAUGAACGCCAAGUGGCAGAUGAAGAAGCACUGCAGCUGCAAAGAUUUCAAGCGGCUGUGGCAGCACAAUGUGAUGUUCAUGAGCUAAAGGAGACGCCUUCUGCUCCCAAAGUACAGGAUCAAAAUGUGUCCAAGAGGAAGAAUCCUUCAUCUCAACCAUUAGGCAUGGUUAUUAAAGUCAAGCCGCAAGCAAAGAAAGCAAAAGGGGAUUUGAUGGGUUCAGAGGAGACAUCAAUUGCUGUGGAAACACCUGGUGGUGAUAAAGCUGAAACUCAUAAUAGCGAUAAUGAGAAGUUCCAUUUUGCUAGGAAUAGCGGUUUGGUUUCGUACAGUGAAAGUGAUGAAGAUGAAUGAGAUUUUGUUUAGUUCUCUGUGUGGUAGAUUAAUUUGUUAAUUUGCAAUAUACUGCUACUUUGGUGAGGAUACCGUUGCUAACUGAAACUAUGGGGAACUAGAGCGAAUGAAUUCUUCUCUCUUUGGAACUCUU
Molecule: messenger RNA, 877 nt
Organism: Coffea eugenioides
Lineage: Eukaryota; Viridiplantae; Streptophyta; Magnoliopsida; Gentianales; Rubiaceae
Product: PSME3-interacting protein
Exons: 7
Coding region: 127-744 (205 amino acids)
Cellular component (GO): nucleus
Source: RefSeq, a predicted model, not a curated record